GUAAAUGAGUUGUCGCUGUCGUCGUCCGCGCUUCUAGCAAACACAAGCCAGACUGCGUACUUCAUAUACGAUGUCGCUAAGCAUCUUGAAGAGCAUCGUAUGAUAUCUUUACUGUGUCUUUAUCUAAAAAUGUAAAUUUGAAGCCGCAACCAAAUAAUUAACACAUUAUCUGUGCUUUAAAGGCGUCUGUUAGCUACCAAGCUAAUAUAGCAUCAUGAUGUUUACGUGUUGCUAGCUUAGCUUCCUAUCGACCUGUGGAUAAACAGUUAGCUCACACUCUGACUGAUAACAUGGCAGAUUCAUCGCCGUUAUCGGGGGUUAACGUGGUGCUGGUUAUGGCCUAUGGGAGCUUGGUGUUUGUGCUGCUGUUUAUCUUCGUCAAAAGACAAAUCAUGCGUUUCGCCAUGAGAUCUCGCAGAGGACCACAUGCACCUAUUGGCCACAAUGCACCUAAGGGUCUGAGGGAGAAGAUUGAUUCCAGACUGUCAAAGGUCCAGGAGAUCCGUUUUGAACCUCGCCUCCUAUCAGAAGAUGAUGACAGGCUGAAGCACGGAUCACAGAUUAGUUGCUACAAUUACCUGUACAGGAUGAAAGCCCUGGAUGCCAUCCGUGACUCGGGUAUUCCCCUGCAGGAGAUCAGCCGCUGUCCCAGUGCGUUUACCGGACGGAAUUUCCGGAGCUGGCUGUUGGAGUUGCGUAACUCCCACUCGCUGAUCAAGAGCAGCCGCAGCGCUCUAAUCGACCGUUUGCUCGAAGGCUACGACAGCGCUCGACACGGGACCGGGGUGUUUGGAGAAGCUGAGUUUCUUGAAUAUGAACAGGCUCUCAGUGAACUGGCUGAUGUGGUAAAGGCCUAUUCCAGCACCACCAGUCUGGACCAGCAUCACCAGUCCGCAGCCAAGGACCUGACGGGCUCCCCUGUCCGCAGCACCCCUUCAACCAUCCAGGUCACCUACCUGCCCUCCACCGGCCAGCGCAGCAAGAGGCCCAAACACUUCCUGGAGCUGAAAAGUUUUAAAGACAACUACAACACACUGGAGAGCACCCUGUGAGGGAGCGACACUCAGAACGUGCGUGCGUGCGUGCGUGCGUGCGUGCGUGCGUGCGUGCGUGGUUACACAAAGGGAAUCAAAAGUUGUUCUAUUUGAGCGUUAAAAUUCACCUUCAAGUUGAGAGAACGGUUAAGCUCUGAUAAAUUCAUACACUGGAUUUUUCAGGGCAUUAGAAAUGUUACACGGACAAAGGCAUGAUGUGCAUUUUAUAACAGCUGUUGAAGUGUUGCACUCAUCAAAUCUUUGGUCUCCAUACAAGAAAGACUUUCUGUUUUUGUGUUGAACUCCUGACUUUCUCCUGAUUUAGGAUCCGAACCAGUUCACAGGAACAUGAUUGUUGUAAACCUGGCAGAGUUUUCAUUGUAGAAACAGGAAAUGUAAAGUCAUAUUUAUGCUUCUCAUAUGUAAAUACCACGGUAAAACCUUUUGGAUUGUACAGAUUUAAGAUGUUUAUAUGGACAAUAAGUUAUUUUCUUGACAAUGUUUGAUUUGUAUUAAAAUGAGGUUAUACACUUGUGUGGUUCAAGAUUAAAAAAAACAACAAACCUUA
Messenger RNA from Labrus bergylta (ballan wrasse), 1602 nucleotides. Its product is annotated as protein C1orf43 homolog. Gene Ontology annotation, biological process: phagocytosis. NCBI's taxonomy places the organism in Eukaryota, Metazoa, Chordata, Actinopteri, Labriformes, Labridae. The record is from RefSeq and is a predicted model, not a curated record.